CAGCUUCGGGCUGAACCAUCCCCCAUCGGCGGAGGAUGCGUGAGCACAUCGCUGCAUGCGCACAUCGUGAUCCGGUAUAUGCGGAGGGACACGGGCUUGGGGUCACCUUCUAUCACUGCGAAAGAGGAAAGCAAACCGUCGUGAUACGUCAUUUUUGUGCUUGAAAAAAUCAGCUUUCCUGCAGGCGUGUUCAAUUUUGCUUUACAGCAUCCUUCAUGAUGUCUGGCUCUUAUGAUGAAUCUUCUGUCACUGACGACGCCAUGGACAGCUUUUGGGAGGUGGGAAAUUAUAAACGUGCCGUGAAGAGAAUUGAUGAUGGCCAUCGACUUUGCAAUGAUCUUAUGAACUGCCUUCAGGAACGUGCCAAGAUUGAGAAGUCCUACAGCCAGCAGCUUACUGAAUGGUCCAAGAGAUGGAGGCAACUGAUUGAGAAAGGGCCUCAGUAUGGUUCUGUAGAGAAAGCCUGGUUAGCUAUGAUGACAGAAGCUGAUAAGGUGAGUGAACUUCAUCAAGAGGUGAAGAACGGUCUAAUGAACGAGGACAUUGAGAAGGUGAAGAACUGGCAAAAAGACUCAUACCACAGACAGAUGAUUGGAGGAUUCAAGGAAACCAAAGAGGCAGAAGAGGGCUUCAAGAAGGCCCAGAAACCCUGGGCUAAAAAACUCAAAGAGAUGGAGACGGCAAAGAAGACCUACCACAUGGCCUGUAAGGAGGAGAAAUUAGCCGCUGCCAGAGAGGCUGAAGCAUCUGUCGCGCCAGACCAGCAGAAAAAACUACAUGAGAAGACAGAGAAAUGCAAACAGGAUGUGCAGAAGGCCAAGGAGAAGUAUGAGAAGUCUCUGGAUGAGUUGUCAAAAUGCACACCUCAGUACAUGGAGUGCAUGGAGCAGGUGUUUGACCAAUGUCAACAACAUGAGGUCAGGCGACUGACAUUCCUAAAAGAGGCUCUCCUGGACAUUAAACGACAUCUCAACUUGACGGAAAAUCAAAACUAUGCUUCAGUGUACCGUGAGUUUGAACGCACCAUUCUGGCUGCCAACACACAGGAAGAUCUCAAGUGGUUCAGUAAUUAUCAUGGUCCUGACAUGCAUAUGAAUUGGCCCCAGUUUGAGGAAUAUAAUCCAGAAGCCACCAAUGCUGUGGCUAAGAAAGAAAAGAAGAAGCCAGAUGGAGUCGCCCCUGCCACUCCAAGCACAGAACAUAGUGGUCAGCCAGGUGACCGAGGCAGUGUGAGCAGCUAUGAGAAAAACCAGGCUUACUCCACAGAAUGGUCAGAUGAUGAACAGCCUGCCGGAUACUCUGGGAGUGAGACCAACGGGGGUGCAAACUCAUUCGAGGAUGACUCAGUUAGCAGAGGGGGCACGCGAGUGCGGGCUCUGUACGACUAUGAGGGGCAAGAACAAGAUGAGCUCAGCUUCAAAACAGGUGAUGAACUAACCAAGAUCGAAGAGGAAGAUGAUCAGGGCUGGUGCAGAGGUCGCCUCGACAAUGGCCGAACGGGUUUAUACCCAGCCAAUUAUGUUGAGGAAAUUUAAUCACCUGACUGGUGGUAAACACACCAAUGGAGGCAGCUCUGAUUGUCAGAUGUAAUAUCAUGGCAUAAAUGCCAGAGACUUUAAAUGAACGACUUUGCCUAAAGAUGUGCAAUGCAGUCUUGUUUAAAAUGAAAACAUCUUAGUAACUGAAAACCACACUGUACAUAUUGAUCUCAUCCAGGAUAAGAGGAAGAGCUUGCUCUAUACUAAUAUCUAUUUGCAAAUAUUUACGGUUACAUACAUACAAACAAAUAAAUGGCCCGUCAGUUAUGCAAGUACAGGACAUGCAUUAUUCGUGCAGCAUAUAUGUUAUUUAAUAUUAUAUUCCAGACCUGAGUAUUGAGUACUCUUAUUAGUGUAAUAUCCAACCGAAAAUGUGGCCAUUACGUGUAUUCUAGAAGUUCAUAUAACAGUGUCAUUGUGCUAUACAGGUACUUUUCCAGUGUCUUGCAACUCAGUCAUAGUGUUUAAACAAAAAAAUGACAUGCAAUGUGCAGUUUAGGUUUCCCUUCUUUCAUCUGUUGCGCUGUUUUUCUAUUAGGUAAGUUCUCUUAAUGUCUGUGUCUUUGAGCAUAGCAGCAUGUGCUAUGGAGCAUGAUUCCUCAGGUCAACCUGUACUGUAUGCAAUCCCCAAAAAAAGACCACAGAGAGCAGCAGAAUUGUAUUAACUUCUAACUGAAAAGUGGUGAAAUUAGAUGCUCUCAGGCUAUGAUUCAAACAGAAUGGUGAAAAAAUGUUUAAACUUAAACAAGGUUGUUCAUCACACUGGAAGGUCAAUGGAAGUUCAGGCGCAUUGCAUUGUGGGAUAACAUAUCCAUGCAUUAUGCUGUGUAGUACACUUCACAUUUGGCAAAUGCAGUGCAACAUUCUGAAGUAUACAGAAAAUGAAAAUACUGUGCGCAGAAUACAUACUACAUACUGCAGAGAUAAGUAUUAACAUUAGUAUGAUGUUCCAAAUAUAGUCACAGUUGUUUCUUGUCCCUGUUGUUCAAAUGAGUUGAUUGUCCUGUAGUGUCCAUCUCAUGUUUGUCAAAACCGUGCAGUUAUGAGUUACUCCAUGAGUUAACUAAUAUGCAGAUAUUGUGUCUUAUACAGCCUUUCAGGAAUGAAAGGUCUUUUAAAAACUAAGGGCCAGAUUUACUAACAGCUUGCGCCAGCACAAACCAUCAUUUUGUCACUAAAUAACGACUGUUGGGAUCAUUAGUGCUGAAGAGGUGUGGUUUAGUUCAUUUUGCAACAGACCUUAUUGCAUAUGCAUUUCAAGGAGUUCCCCUUUCAGAUGCAAAAUUUAUGGGAGGAGACAAUUUAAAUUAUUCACGCAACGCGAUUUACUAAUGUUUGCGUGUGUGUAAUGACUGGUAAUUGCAGCAUUAUUUAAUGUAGAAAAAAACCUUAAUUAAAGUAAACCUUCACUUUUUAGUGUCCUAAGGCAUCGUUAGUAGUGCUGAACUCAAGCGCAUCACGCGUUAACUCAUCAGCUCUGCUUAUUUGUGACCCUGAACUAAUUUGCGUUGCUCUUAGUAGAUUGUGUUGGUCAUUAUGGAAAUCAGCUGUUGCACAUGUGUUAUUUAAUUUGGGCCUUUUUUGGUAAAUAACCCGAAAAUAUUUCCACUCCUAUCUGUGCUUUUUUGGAAUUGCGCUUUCAUGCUAAUUUGCCCCGUUUAGUAAAUCUGGCCCUAAAUAUCAUCUCUUCAUUAGGCAUCUAUUCAUGGACCUCUUGAUGCCAAAUCAAGUUUCUUUAGAUUGAAUAUUUAUGUACAUGACUAGAACACAGCACAUGUUAUACAAAAUCUAUAAGUAAAAUCAAAUAGUGAAUUUCACAUGUGCUCCACUAUGCCCGUCACUAUUUCAUUUAAUAACAGUUAGCAAAAAGAAGCAAUCAGAAUAAUAGAAUCCAGUUAUGCAAUUUCACUUUUUUUUUACUUUUCUUAGUGUAAAUGUUGCUGUUUAAAUGUUUAAAGAAAUCUGCAAAGUUACAAAGCCCAAAGUUCGCUCCAAAAAGAUAUUCUCUUUGGUAGAAAAAUAAACUUUUCAAGAACUAUGGAAGACAUUUGUAUCCGAAUAUUGUGACUUCACAUUUCUGCUGAUAAUGUAAAAUAUAUGAAAAACAGAGAUUUUAUUUUCUAUAUUUCGCUAUAAAAAUAAAAUGAUACUAAAUAGCUCUAAAAGUGGUUUAAUGGCAUGGAAGAACCAUUUGUAAUGCUAAACUGCACCUACAGUAUGUAGGACCUGUGUAGAACCAUCUUGUGCUAUGUUGAACUAUAAGUGGUGUUAUGUGAUUUCACCAAGUAGGAUGUGAUCCUGGAUCAAUACCAUUAUUGGUCAUGGAUCAACAUUUUCAUUAACCAAUCAGAUUGCAGGAUUAGGAUUACAGUGUAUGUUAGAUUUAGGUUAGGAUUGGGUUAAGGGCUUUUAAAAAAUGUUUCUCAAACUAUUAUUUCCCACUAAUUUGAGGGGUAAAAAUGAUUAGGGUUUAAGUAAAGGGUAAAUUUAGUUUUUUUAUUAAAACAUUUAUCCAGGACCAACCAAAAAAAUGUUGAUCCAGGACCAACAAUAAAUGUUGACUCAGGAUCAGAUCUUACUUGGUGAAAUCACGGCGACCGUGUUGUUAUAGUCAUGCAUUAGCGCUACUUAUGGUUCUACAGAGGUGCUAUAUAACUUUAAAAUGGUUUCCCUAUGAUCAGAAGAUUUUAGUACUAUUUAGCACCAUUUUUUAGAGUGCUGGAACCCUUUAUUUUAGUACACUACAAAAACAAGCAGAGUUAAAGUGCAUAUCUUAUAGGAUCUCUGAUUCUUUUUUAAGUUUUAGGUUUAUUUGUUUAAUGCUUUUCAUAAUUUUGCAUUGUUGCAAAGCAGCUGUAGAAAAAACACAAUGUGGAACAGACAAUGAAAAUAAAUAUAUAAGAUAUUUAAGAUUAAAAUAUAUCAACAUAUGAUUUGCAAGCAGUAUACAGUUGUCCCAAAAUGCAUUUGAAAACACUUAAUAAUUUAUUAAUGUCAAUGCAUGCCAUUUAUUUUAAAGAAAGAUUGCACAAGCACACUUUUCAAGCUAAACUCCUCUCAUUACUGUCCUCCUAAUGAUGGAACCUCCAUUAUUUUAUCAAUACCAGAUUACAAUACUGAAAACGUGGCAUUGUGCAUAUGUGGAUUUCUGCACUGUUCAUGGAGUUUGUUUCAGAGAGGCAGGUGAAGUGUGGUGAACAGAUUAUGAACUUGUUCGUUCUGAGAAAAGAUCCUCGUACAGUUUUGUGAUUUGGGCAAGCAAAAAGUACAAAAAGGAUUUAUUGUUAAAAUAUUUUGUGGUGUACACAAAAAGAAGUCCACAAGGGUACACACAUAUGAUGUUGGCCAUAUUGGGGAGUAUCCUCUUUAUUAUGUUUAAUGUAUGAGUUGUGUUUAUGUAUAGAAAACAGAAGUAGUGUUAUAAUUGUAAAUGUUGGUAACAAAACAACAACUGCUUUGAAAAAAUAACACUGUAAUGCUCUAUAUAUACACCAUACUGUUAUUUAAAUCUGGACUGAAAUUAAUCACUAUUGUAUCAUACCUGUAAAAAUGUGUGUGGGUCCACACCAUCAUAUUUGUAUAUGAUGAUGUAAUUUAUUAAGAUUAUAUCCUGUAACUGUACAACUGUGUUGAGUAGAGACAAACACCUAGUUGAGACAGUAAAGACGUGUAAUGUAAAUGCUAUUUUAAAUGUUGAUUUGUUCUUAUGCAAAUGAAGGGAUGAAGGUUUAUGUUGUGGUGUAAAGGACAUGUGUGUAUGUUCAUAGUUAGUUGAUGUACUGUAAAUUGAGCUUCUUGCGGGUGUAGUGCCUCCUCAUCCAUAAAAAGAUGUUUAUUAAUAUA
Messenger RNA from Misgurnus anguillicaudatus (oriental weatherfish), 5381 nucleotides. It is a transcript of the gene pacsin1a, whose product is annotated as protein kinase C and casein kinase substrate in neurons 1a. NCBI's taxonomy places the organism in Eukaryota, Metazoa, Chordata, Actinopteri, Cypriniformes, Cobitidae. The record is from RefSeq and is a predicted model, not a curated record. Gene Ontology annotation, biological process: positive regulation of dendrite development; regulation of endocytosis; neuron projection morphogenesis. Gene Ontology annotation, molecular function: protein binding; phospholipid binding. Gene Ontology annotation, cellular component: plasma membrane; endosome; cytoplasm.